UUAGGAUGCGCUUUUGGGAUAUUGCUUUAUGUAAAAAACUAUCUUCAUAUUAACUCAGAAAAAUAAGAAGACGCAUUUAGCGUUUAUGUAAUGAAACAGCAUAUUAUUGAACUUGCCUUAGAAUCUGCCUUUGAGCUAUUGCUUCAUGUGAAAGAUACUCUUUAAAUUAUUUGGACAAGACUGUUCUAUAAAAGCAAACUCAAAUAUGCAUAAAACAUUGUGCACUGAGGAGAAACCAUAUGCUUGUCGUUAUUGUAAAAAAACAUUUUUUCGAAAUUCAGAAUUAAAAACUCACUUGAGAAUACACACGAAUAAGAAACCAUAUUCUUGUGAGUAUUGUAAAAAGACAUUUUCUCAGGUUUCCGGUUUGAAAUUACAUUUAGGGGUACAUACUAAUGAAAAACCAUAUUCUUGUGCACAUUGUAAAAAGACGUUUUCUCAGGGUUCUAGUUUGAAAAGACAUUUGAGGACUCACACAAAGGAAAAACCAUAUUCUUGUAAGUAUUGUAUAAGAACAUUUUCUGUUAGUUCAAAUUUGAAAACACAUUUACGGACACACACUAAUGAAAAACCAUACUCUUGUGAGUAUUGUAAAAAGACGUUUUCUCAGUUUUCCGGUUUGAAAUUACAUUUGAGGGUACACACUAAUGAAAAACCAUAUUCUUGUGAGUAUUGUAAAAAGACAUUUUCUGUUAGUUCAAGUUUAAAAACACAUUUGAGGAUACACACUAAUGAAAAACCAUAUUCUUGUGAGUAUUGUAAAAGGGCAUUUUCUCAGAUGGGAAAUUUGAAAACACAUUUGAGGAGACACACUAAUGAAAAACCAUAUUCUUGUGAGCAUUGUAAAAAGCCAUUUUCUGAUAGUUCAGCUUUGAAAAUGCAUUUGAGGACUCACACAAAGGAAAAACCCUAUUCUUGUGAGCAUUGUAAAAAGAAAUUUUCUGUUAAUUCAAGUUUAAAAGUACAUUUGAGGACACACACUAAUGAAAAACCAUAUUCUUGUGAGUAUUGUAAAAAGACAUUUUCUCAGUUUGUUCAUUUAAAAAUUCAUUUGAGGGUACACACUAAUGAAAAACCCUAUUCUUGUGAGCAUUGUAAAAAGAAAUUUUCUGUUAGUUCAAGUUUAAAAGUGCAUUUGAGGACACACACUAAUGAAAAACCAUAUUCUUGUGAGUAUUGUCAGAAGACAUUUUCCUUUAGUUCAAAUUUGAAAACACAUUUAAGGACACACACAAAUGAAAAACCAUAUACUUGUGAGUAUUGUAAAAAGGCAUUUUCUAAUACUUCAAGUUUGAAAUCACAUUUGAGGAUACACACUAAUGAAAAACCGUAUUCUUGUGAAUAUUGUAAAAAGACAUUUUCUCAUAGUUUUUCUUUCAAAAAGCAUUUGAUGAUGCACACUAAUGAAAAACCAUAUUCUUGUUAUCAUUGUAAAAAGGCAUUUUCUGUUAGUUCGGUUUUGAAAGCACAUAUGAGGAUACACACUAAUGAAAAACCAUAUUCCUGUGAAUAUUGUAAAAAGACAUUUUCUUUUAAUUCAAAUUUGAAAUCUCAUUUGAGGACACACACGAAUGAGAAACCAUAUUCUUGUAAUCAGUGUAAUAAGACAUUCUCUCAGAGUUCCAGUUUAAAAUCACAUUUGAGGGUGCACACUAAUGAAAAACCAUACUCCUGUGAGUAUUGUGAAAAGAAAUUUUCUUUUAAUUCAGAUUUUAAAAAACAUUUGAGAAUACACACUAAUGAAAAACCAUAUUCUUGUCAGUAUUGUAAAAUGGCAUUUUCUGAAAGUUCUACUUUGAAAAAGCAUUUGAGGACACACACAAAUGAAAAACCAUAUUCCUGUGAGUAUUGUAAAAAGACAUUUUCUCAGGUGGCAAAUAUGAAAAUGCAUUUGAGGAUACACACUAAUGAGAAACCAUAUUCUUGUGGUCAGUGUAACAAGACAUUCUCUCAGAGUUCACAUUUAAAAAUUCAUUUGAGGACUCACACAAAGGAAAAACCAUAUUCUUGUGAGUAUUGUAAAACAACAUUUGCUCAUACUUCAAGUUUGAAAAAACAUUUGAGGAUUCAUACUGAAGAAGAACCAUACUCUUCUCAUUAGUGCUGGGCGAUGUUGCAGAUUUGAACAUUGCGAUACAUCGGAAGUGAAAUAUUGCGAUAUUCCAAUACAUUGCAAUGUUUUGGUAUAUUUUCUUUUACUUAAAUCAGGUGUGUCCUUGGCAGGUGAGGGAAAGGUCAUUGUUCAUGCUGCUCUAUUGAACUUUUUUAGAGGUGUUUCUUUUUUUUUUAUUCUUUGUAGUUUCGGUUGGGGGAGGGGGGAACCCUCCUGAAUAAAUAUAAAUUCAAGAUAUUGUCACUGAAAAUCAUUUCUCUAACACCAGUAACAAUUUAUUUCGUAUGUUUUUUUUUUUUUUUUUGGAGAAGUUGCCCCCCUCCACUUGUUCUCCCCUAAUUAUUAUGAAAUAACAGGUGUGUGAGAUGAUUAUCAACUGAACCUUAUGUUUUUGAUUGAAUGAAUCAAGUUUGAAUCUGUAACUGCAAAAAAAUUGAAAAUACAAUUAUUUUAAACAAUAAAAUAGUAUAGAUUGUUAAUUCACAUUAGCCUGAUGAAAU
This is a messenger RNA of Uloborus diversus, 2613 nucleotides long. Its product is annotated as zinc finger protein 658B-like. Gene Ontology annotation, molecular function: zinc ion binding; DNA-binding transcription factor activity; RNA polymerase II cis-regulatory region sequence-specific DNA binding. NCBI's taxonomy places the organism in Eukaryota, Metazoa, Arthropoda, Arachnida, Araneae, Uloboridae. Gene Ontology annotation, biological process: regulation of transcription by RNA polymerase II. The record is from RefSeq and is a predicted model, not a curated record. The coding region runs from base 206 to 2101 and encodes 631 amino acids. The transcript has a single exon.